Hypomesus transpacificus is the source of this 1210-nucleotide messenger RNA. RefSeq names its product RNA binding motif protein 24a (gene rbm24a). Gene Ontology annotation, cellular component: cytosol. The coding region runs from base 284 to 970 and encodes 228 amino acids. Gene Ontology annotation, molecular function: mRNA 3'-UTR binding. Lineage: Eukaryota; Metazoa; Chordata; Actinopteri; Osmeriformes; Osmeridae. The record is from RefSeq and is a predicted model, not a curated record. The transcript has 4 exons.
AACACAUUCAGUUAGACACGACAGUUAAGAAGAAGAGCUGAAAACACCUGAUGAUCCUGGACAAUCCGCUCCAUUUCUCCUUCUAGUGUCGGAAGAUAACCUACCUCGAAUCAUAGUUUUUGUAGAGUGCUGUUUCCCUUUUUUUACUCUGAAGCCUCUGUUUUAAGUCAAAUAUUUCAUCCUGCUCUUUAUAGUACUAAUUAUAAGUGACCAACUGAUCAGGACAUAUUGCACUAUAUUUGUAUUUUUAUUUAUUCUAUUUUGCACUAAAGUUUUGGUGAAUAUGCAUUCCACGCAAAAGGACACGACCUAUACGAAGAUCUUUGUCGGGGGUCUUCCCUAUCACACCACUGAUUCCAGUCUCAGGAAAUAUUUUGAAGUUUUCGGUGAGAUCGAAGAGGCUGUAGUGAUUACGGAUAGACAGACCGGAAAGUCCAGGGGGUAUGGAUUCGUGACAAUGUCAGACCGCUCAGCAGCAGACAGGGCUUGUAAGGACCCUAACCCCAUCAUCGACGGCAGGAAGGCCAAUGUUAACCUAGCCUACCUGGGUGCCAAGCCACGUGUCAUGCAGCCAGGUUUUACCUUUGGUGUUCCCCAAAUUCACCCAGCAUUCAUCCAAAGGCCUUAUGGGAUUCCAGCUCACUACGUGUACCCCCAGGCGUUCAUGCAGCCCAGUAUGGUCAUCCCACACGUGCAGCCCAGUGCUGCCACCUCCGCCGCUGCCACCUCGCCUUACAUCGACUACACGGGCGCCGCCUACGCCCAGUACUCCGCCGCUGCCGCUAGCGCUGCAGCAGCCUACGAGCAGUAUCCCUACGCCGCCUCCCCAGCGGCGGCAGGAUACGUGGCAGCUGCCGGGUACGGAUAUGCGGUCCAGCAGCCGCUUGCCACAGCUGCACCGGGGUCUGCUGCCGCUGCAGCUUUCGGCCAAUAUCAGCCCCAGCAGCUGCAAGCUGACCGCAUGCAGUAGCAGCCACAGCAGUCAUUGGACAGGAGGGGUGGAGGAGAGCCCCGCCCCCAUCCCGGGAUGAUUGGCUAUGAGGAAGAGCGUUGGAGGAAGGGGGAUUGGCCGGAGGCGUGGGCGGGUCAGUGAGUUGCUACGAGGAUGGUGAUGAUGUCGAUGAUGGUGGUGAUGGUGAGGUGGGAACUUCAUACAGUAGCUUUCCAACUUGCUGUGCUUAAACCCCCAAAAUAAGAGAAAACAGUGCAA